AUGGGAGCAGGCAGAUCGACGGAGAAGUACCAAUGGCACGGGGACAAGUCGACCUCCGCCUCUGUCUCUUUUCCACUCUUUAUCAGUGGACCCUUGAUGGAGUCGAUGGAGAAAUGGCAGAGCGACAACGCAGCAGACGAUGAGCAAGACGAUGUGCGUGUCUGGGUGGAGAAGAAGGAAAAAGAGGGUGUAGGAUGGGCCAGGAUUGCUGCUGGUAAGAUCCCUGGUGAACUGCUUGUGCGGGCGAACAUCUAUAAAGACGGGUUUAUCAUACGAAGUGCUCCGUAUCAAACGGCAGACAGUCGAAGAGGAGAGCAGGAGGAUAACUAG
Molecule: messenger RNA, 330 nt
Organism: Microsporum canis CBS 113480
Lineage: Eukaryota; Fungi; Ascomycota; Eurotiomycetes; Onygenales; Arthrodermataceae
Exons: 2
Coding region: 1-330 (109 amino acids)
Source: RefSeq, a predicted model, not a curated record